Molecule: messenger RNA, 1662 nt
Organism: Onthophagus taurus
Lineage: Eukaryota; Metazoa; Arthropoda; Insecta; Coleoptera; Scarabaeidae
Source: RefSeq, a predicted model, not a curated record
AGAAAUAAGAAACUGUUAGUUGAAACCAGUGAAAUAAUUAAUUAACUAGUGGAUGUAAGGUUUGUUGAAACUUUAUUAAAAACCUUGUUGAGUGGUUUUAUAUUUGGAAAAGUGCCCUGACCGGUUAAAAAAAACAAAUGAAGAUUAUCUUAAUGUUUACAUAUAGCAGGUUAUGUGUUUUCUCGCAGUAAUGCAGUAACAAUAAGUUAAUAAUAAUUUGUGUAAUAUAAGUGUAGAAAAAUGUCAAGUAAUUCGUCUCAGAGAUUGACGUUAACCGAAUUGGUUACGUUUGUAAACGAGAUUAAGGAUUUAAGCUCUGAUGAUUUCCAAACCGCGUUUCAUCGGGUUGCUGUAGAAUUUGAACAUUGUUGUAAAUCGUUUGAUAAUGUAUCGUUGAUCAAUACGUUAGUGGAAUGUACGAAAUCGUACAUAAACUUGAUCUCGCUGUAUUUAACGCACAUGGAUGGCGAUAUGAUCUCGAAAAAAGUGGCGGUUUCAACGUAUAUGAUCGUGUUCAAUACUUUAAAUUCAAAGGAUUGUUUAAAAAAUGUAUUGUUUAAUAAAAUUUCACCGAUAAUUCACGAAAUUCUCUGCGAUCCAGACUUAACAGAAUUUGUCGGUAUGGAAGUUUUGCAAUUUUAUAAUAAUCUAGCUCGGAAUACGGAUAAAACGAUUCGAGAGAAAAUAGGAGAUUCAUAUACGUUUUAUAUAUUCAAACUUGUUGAUAUUUUGACUGCAUCUAAUUCUUAUGAAUAUCAAGUAUUAAUUCUAGAAAAUUUAUUUCUGGUGUGUACCGAACAAAAACUUAUGAAUUUGUCAAACGAUAUGUUUCCGGAUGCAGAGUCAUUACAAUAUGGUCUAAAAAACUUUGAUAUGAAACAUUUCAAUUAUUCGGCACGCACAUUUCUUAAUAUAACUAAUCAAAUUUAUGAAAGAGUUUUAUCGGUAAUCGUCGAUGCCAUUGAUAUUGAUGGAAAUCCAAUUUACGGACCAGUGGACACAAGAUACCAACGUCAACCAUUGUGGGUUGAUUUCAAUAAAUAUUCAAUUUCAAUUUAUUGUGAACAAAAAUCGACAGUAUUUUCUCAACAACAUGGAAAUAAUAUGAUGUGGGAACUUAUUACAGUCUUUUAUGAUGAUAUAGACGAUCAUGCUCAUUUUAAGUCUGCAAACGUUAAUAGUACCCUUGUAUUUAAAAUAUUCUUAAAAGACAAAGUGGACGUUAUUUUUUACUCUACACGGAAGGAAGAAAAAUGCAAAGUUGUUUCGAUGGUGAUUAAUAAUAGCAAGACAUUUGAAGGAAUAAUGAAUACGAUUAUAUCGAGGAUAAAUGUAUUCAAAAAUAUACAAUCACACAAGGGUCUCCCCACUACCGAAUUUGAUGAAACAAUGUCUACAAUCGCUAAUCGAACUCAAUCGUUUAAAUCAUUAAAUGAAAUGUAUCAAUUUUCUUCUCCUACCUCCUCUUUAACAGUACAAAGUCCAUCACAAGAUUACACACGUUUACUUAGUAAUCAAGUAGCAGCCGAUAGUACUGUUGAUGAUGAUUAUUUAACCAAUAUCAAUCAGAGGCAUCCAUCAAACAUUCUUCAGUGUACAUCGUUUAUUAAACAUGUAUCGAUUGCUCAAGGGUUGAGUGGUAGAGAGGAACUUGAUUCCUAA